Molecule: messenger RNA, 2223 nt
Organism: Rhodotorula toruloides NP11
Lineage: Eukaryota; Fungi; Basidiomycota; Microbotryomycetes; Sporidiobolales; Sporidiobolaceae
Product: threonyl-trna synthetase
Exons: 10
Coding region: 1-2223 (740 amino acids)
Biological process (GO): threonyl-tRNA aminoacylation
Cellular component (GO): cytoplasm
Molecular function (GO): threonine-tRNA ligase activity; ATP binding
Source: RefSeq, a predicted model, not a curated record
AUGAGCGCCCCGCACCCGGUCCACUCGACCGCUCAGCCGAGCCAUCCUGAGAAUGCCGUGCCCGCCUCGGGCGCACCGACGGCUCAGCCUGGGCAGGAUGCGCCGAAAAAGGCUCCCAAGCAGAAGAAGGGCGAUAUUGUGGGCGGGAUGGCUGCGUUGGAGCUCAACCCGCCCCCAGAGUACCUCGCAAGUAGGGUCGAGCUGUUUGAUCAGCUCAAGAAGGAGUACGAGGAGAAGGUCGCGAGUAUGCCGCGGGAGUCGAUCACGAUCACCCUGCCGGACGGUUCGACGCGAGAGGGAAAGAGCUGGGAGACGACGCCCAUGUCGGUUGCGCUGAGCAUCAGCAAGGGUCUUGCGGACAAGACGGUCAUCGCCAAGGUCGACGGAAACCUCUGGGACCUCGAGCGUCCGUUCGAGAAGUCGGCUUCGCUUGAGCUCCUCGACUUUGAGCACCCUGAAGGCAAGAAGGUCUGGUGGCAUUCGUCGGCGCACAUUCUCGGCGAGUGCUGCGAGCGUCACUACGGCUGCCACUUGGCGAUGGGUCCUCCGACGGACGACGGUUUCUUCUACGAGAUGGGCAUGAACGGCGACCGCGUGGUGCAGCAGUCCGACUACGACAAGCUCGAGACGUUGGCGAAGGGCGUUGUCAAGGACAAGCAGAAGUUCGAGCGUCUCGUUGUUUCGAAGGAGAACCUCCUCAAGAUGUUCUCGUACAACCCUUUCAAGCUCCACUUCAUCAAGGAGAAGGUUCCUGACGGCGGCGAGACGACCGUCUACCGUUGCGGCCCCAUGAUCGACCUUUGCGUCGGCCCUCACAUCCCUCACACCGGCCGCGUCAAGUCCCUCGCUGUCCUCAAGAACUCGUCCUCGUACUUCCUCGGCGACAAGAACAACGAGUCGCUCCAGCGCAUCUACGGCAUCUCGUUCCCUGACACGAACCAGAUGAAGGAGUACAAGAAGUUUCUCGAGGAGGCGGCCAAGCGCGACCACCGCAAGAUUGGAAAGGACCAGGAGCUCUUUUUCUUCCACGAGAUGUCGCCCGGAUCCUGCUUCUGGCUCCCGCACGGCACGCGCAUCUACAACACCCUCGUCGAGUUCAUGCGGUCCGAGUACCGCAAGCGCAACUACCAGGAGGUCAUCACGCCGAACAUGUUCAACUCGAAACUGUGGGAGACGUCGGGCCACUGGCAGAACUACGCGGAGGACAUGUUCAAGCUCGACGUCGAGAAGGAGCAGUUCGCGCUCAAGCCGAUGAACUGCCCGUCGCACUGCCUCGUCUUCGGCUCGCGCGACCGUUCGUACCGCGAGUUGCCUAUCCGCAUGGCCGACUUUGGCGUCUUGCACCGCAAUGAGGCGUCGGGCGCGUUGACGGGUCUCACGCGCGUGCGGCGAUUCCAGCAGGACGACGCGCACCACUUCUGCAUGCCCGAGCAAAUCGAGGAGGAGAUGGACGUCUGCUUCCAGUUCCUCAACGAGGUGUACGGCACCUUUGGCUUCAAAUUCGAGCUCAAGCUGUCGACGAGGCCGGAGAAGUUCCUCGGCAAGAUCGAGACCUGGGACGAGGCCGAGCGCAUGCUCUCGUCAGCGCUCGACAAGUUUGUGCCGGGCCAGUGGGUGAUUGACGAGGGCGACGGCGCAUUCUACGGGCCCAAGAUCGACAUCACGAUCCAGGACGCUCUCCGCCGCAAGCACCAGUGCGCGACGAUCCAGCUCGACUUCCAGCUCCCGCAGCGCUUCGAGCUCUCGUACCGCUCGGCAGAAGGCGGCGAGGGCGGCGCAGGCGAGAAGCUCGUCCGGCCCGUCAUGAUCCACCGUGCCAUCCUCGGCUCCGUCGAGCGCUUCACCGCCAUCCUCACCGAGCACUUUGCUGGCAAGUGGCCAUUCUGGCUCUCGCCGCGCCAGGUCGUCGUCAUCCCCGUCGCCGGCCCGCACAAGGAGUACGCCAAGGAGGUUGCGCAGAAGCUGUGGGAUGCGGGCAUCUACGCCGACGCCGACCUGAGCGACUCGACGCUCCCGAAGAAGGUCCGUAACGGCGAGAUCGCGCAGUACAACUUCAUCUUUGUCGUUGGCUCGGAGGAGAUGGACCAGCGCUCGGUCAACGUCCGCAACCGCGACGACGCCGGCAACAAGAAGGCGCGCUCGGAGACGAUCAAGCUCGACGAGGUGAUGGACAAGCUCAUGCGGCUCAAGAACGAGAGGCGGCUAGACAACGAGCUCCGGUGA